This is a messenger RNA of Portunus trituberculatus (swimming crab), 2156 nucleotides long. Its product is annotated as protein PF14_0175-like. The transcript has 9 exons. Lineage: Eukaryota; Metazoa; Arthropoda; Malacostraca; Decapoda; Portunidae. The record is from RefSeq and is a predicted model, not a curated record. The coding region runs from base 315 to 2156 and encodes 613 amino acids.
UCAAAGAGUGGCAAAAAAAAGGAAGAAAUUUCGAAACUAAAUAAAAAGAGAAAAAAUGAAUCUAGCGAAGGUGAGUCAAAGUUAAAUCUGGGAAAGAAGAUGGUGAAUAAAAAAGGAAAGAAAGCGACCAGAAUAAUAAACAAAGCAAAGAAGAAUAUGAGAGAGCAAGAAGGGGAACAAAAACGUAAGUUAAAUAACGAGAAGAAAGGCAAGAUGCAAAAAAAAUCAAAGAGUGGCAAAAAAAAGAAAAGGAUCGAAAAUUCAAGAAGGGAAAGGGAAAAAACAAAAAGAGAAAAAAGAAGAAGCAAGAAAAAAUGAUGUCUGGUAAGCGAGAAUAUCAAAGCGUCAAUGCACCAAAGAAGAACGAGGAGAAACAGACCAAGAAACAUAAGGAACUAAAGACAAAGGAAAAGGGCAAGGGUAGCCAACAAGAUCAAAAUGCAACCAAGAAAGACCAAGAAAAACAGGCCAAGAAACAUAAGGAACGAAACACAAAGAAAAAGACCAAGGGUAGCCAACAAAAUCAGAAAGCAACUAAGAAUGACGAGAAGAAACAGAACAAACAACAUAAGGAAGUAAGGACUAAAGAAAAGAGCAAGGGCAGCCAACAAGAUGAGAAAGUCAAAAGCAAGGACAAGGACGAAACGAGAAGGAAGAAAAAGAAGUGUCCCCCAAAAAAGAAAAAAUGUGUCAAAGCAGGAGGACUUUGCAUUAAGUGGGGAAAGUGCAAGAGUGUAGUGAUACCCGGCAAGUGUGGCAAGAAGAAAUGCGAGUGCUGCUUAAACUGCAAAUCAACUUCCACAAAAAAAUGUAAAAAGAAAGGUGGUAAGUGUAAGGAAAAAUGCAAGAAGAGAGAAAAGCAGAUAAAGAAAGGUUGCCGUUCCCACAAAUGUAAAUGUUGUGUCAAGUGUCCCAAGAAAUGCAUGUAUGGACGUGGCCACUGCGUCUCGAAAAAGAGACACUGCCAUGGCCACAUUGAGGGCAAAUGUGAAAACAAAGUCUGCUUCUGCUGUAUUAAGGGCGUCAAGACAACAUCAACAAGUGUAUCAACGUCAACGCUGUCAUCAACAACGGUAUCAUCAUCAACAACGAUAUCAUCAACAACAACUACUGUAUUAUCAUCAACAACACCGGCGGUGUCAUCAACAACAACACUAAUGUCCCUUAGUAUUGCUAAUGAAGAGGAUGUUAGACUUUUAAUCGAAUACUGUAAUUCAUAUGUUAGUGCGGGAAAUAUGAUUCAAAUGAUGACCAACGAUCUGAUAGUCACAGCUGAGGAGAUUAAAGAUCAACUGGAGGAUAUGGUAUAUAACUACAACAUCAACAUCAACAACGACUUCAUCAACAUCUACAACUACAUCAAUAUCUACAUCAACAUCAACAACUACAUCAACAUCUACAUCAACCUUAACAACUACAUCAACAUCUACGUCAACAUCAACAACUACAUCAACAUCUACUACAAUCACAUCAACAUCUACAACAAGUCUAUCGAUAAUAAUAAUGCAGAAGAAAUAGCCUCUCUUACUGGUGAAGCACUCACACAACUAAUGUCUCUUAGUAUUGCUAAUGAAGAGGACGUUAGACUUCUAUUCGAAGAUGGUAAUACAUGUUACAUCAACAUCAACAUCUACAUCAACAUCUACAAUUACAUCAACAUCUACAACAUCAGCAACUACAUCAAGCUCCACAACUACAUCUAUAAGGACUACAUCAACAUCUACUACAACAACAUCAACACCAACAUCAACAACGACAUCAACAAGUACAUCAACGUCUACUACAUCAACUACAUUAACAUCAACAUCGACUACAUCAACAUCAACAACUACAUUAACAUCUACAACAACUACAUCAACAUCUACUAUAACAAGUACAUCAACAUCUACAACAUCAACACCUACAUCAUCAUAAACUUCAACAUGAACAACAACUACAUCAUCUAUAACAUCAACAACUACAUCAACAUUAACAACAACUAUUAUAAGAUCAUUUACAUCAACAACUACUAUAUUAUCUACACGAUGCGACAGAGAAAGGACAUACGUUCCAUCGUCGUCACAAGAUCUAUUUGGGACAUCCUUGGACAUGAGUAUGGAGGGGCUGCCUCCGACACCAGGAGUGAACAUCCACCUUCAGACCCCGACGAAGGUUGA